This is a messenger RNA of Elaeis guineensis (African oil palm), 1945 nucleotides long. RefSeq lists its product as uncharacterized. Gene Ontology annotation, biological process: protein transport. Lineage: Eukaryota; Viridiplantae; Streptophyta; Magnoliopsida; Arecales; Arecaceae. The record is from RefSeq and is a predicted model, not a curated record. Gene Ontology annotation, cellular component: membrane.
AAAAAUUAUAAUUAGGUAAAGCACUCCUCCCCUCCUCAUCUCUCCCUCGGCGCAGAAGCGACGGGCUACGCCUUCCGGUCGUAAGCUCUUUUUCGCUGAUCUCUCUUAAUCAGCUACGGUUGGGCUGGAACAAUGGCCGGAGGGUUCAGAGUGCUGCAUCUUGUCAGGCCAUUCCUGGCAAUCUUGCCAGAAGUUGAAAGUGCAAACAGGAAUGUUCCUUUUCGCGAGAAAAUGAUCUACACUGUGAUAUCUCUCUUUAUCUUUCUUGUCUGCAGCCAGCUCCCUCUAUAUGGGAUUCACUCAACAACUGGUGCUGAUCCCUUUUAUUGGAUGCGUGUCAUCCUCGCAUCAAAUCGUGGAACUGUUAUGGAGCUGGGGAUCACUCCUAUUGUGACUUCAGGACUGGUGAUGCAGCUCUUGGUUGGGUCAAAGAUCAUUGAAGUCGACAACAGUGUGAGAGAGGACCGUGCUCUGUUAAAUGGCGCUCAGAAAUUACUGGGCAUCCUGAUCGCAAUUGGAGAGGCAGUUGCUUAUGUUUUAUCUGGGAUGUAUGGCAGUGUCAGCCAACUUGGUGCUGGAAAUGCUAUUCUUAUAAUUCUUCAACUGUUUUUUGCUGGUAUCAUUGUGAUCUGCUUAGAUGAGCUUCUUCAGAAAGGAUAUGGUCUUGGAUCUGGCAUUUCGCUAUUCAUUGCCACCAAUAUUUGUGAAAAUAUCAUUUGGAAGGCAUUUAGCCCCACUACCAUCAAUUCUGGCCGAGGUGCUGAAUUUGAAGGUGCUGUUAUUGCCUUGUUCCAUUUACUGAUAACUCGGACAGACAAGGUCCGUGCUCUCCGUGAGGCAUUUUACCGUCAAAAUCUUCCAAAUGUGACAAAUCUGCUUGCUACAGUUUUGGUUUUUCUCAUUGUCAUCUAUUUUCAAGGGUUUCGAGUUGUUCUACCUGUUAGAUCAAAGAAUGCCCGAGGUCAACAAGGAUCCUACCCCAUCAAGUUAUUCUACACCUCUAACAUGCCGAUCAUUUUACAAUCUGCACUUGUUUCUAACCUUUAUUUUAUUUCCCAGCUGCUCUACAGGAGGUUCAGUGGAAACUUCUUUGUGAAUCUGUUGGGCAAGUGGAAGGAAUCUGAAUAUUCUGGUGGUCAAUUCAUACCUGUUGGUGGUCUUGCUUACUACAUUACAGCACCAUCUAGCCUGGCAGACCUGGCUGCCAAUCCAUUCCAUGCGCUCUUCUAUAUUGUUUUUAUGUUGUCGGCUUGUGCACUUUUCUCGAAGACUUGGAUAGAAGUUUCUGGCUCAUCGGCAAGAGAUGUAGCGAAGCAACUUAAGGAACAACAAAUGGUGAUGCCAGGUCACCGUGAGUCCAACCUCCAAAAGGAGUUGAAUCGGUAUAUUCCCACGGCAGCAGCCUUUGGGGGGAUGUGCAUUGGUGCUCUGACAGUGCUCGCUGAUUUCAUGGGUGCAAUUGGUUCAGGCACUGGAAUCUUGCUUGCUGUGACAAUUAUUUAUCAAUAUUUUGAGACAUUUGAGAAGGAGAGGGCAACUGAGCUUGGAUUUUUUGGACUUUGAUUUAUUGGUGAUAUACUUGGGGAAACUUUGGAGUGGUGGCUUCAGAUAAGGCUUUCUAGCAAUUUUGCUGGUGAUAACAGAAAAAGCCUUUCUAACUUCAGGUGUUAGGCCAACAGCCAUCCAGCUUUAUGGUGAUAAUUCGUUUACCCUUGUCACGGGAGUACAGAAGCUAGGAAAGCAAGUCGAAGAGGUUGCAUAAUUAUCUCCAGGGAAAGAUGAUAGCAUAUCUAGUGUUUUAAUUCAUUUAGUUGCAGAUAGAUACUUUUGUGACGUUGGAUUGGUUGCAAGGCUCUAUUUAUCUUUUCUUGAUAUCAACAACUGAUUUUAUUUGCUUUUUAGCGUUAAAUCUAUUCUUGAUGCCAUGUAAUUUUCGUCAGUUCAA